Molecule: messenger RNA, 737 nt
Organism: Cucumis sativus (cucumber)
Lineage: Eukaryota; Viridiplantae; Streptophyta; Magnoliopsida; Cucurbitales; Cucurbitaceae
Product: monothiol glutaredoxin-S11
Exons: 1
Coding region: 246-557 (103 amino acids)
Cellular component (GO): cytoplasm; nucleus
Source: RefSeq, a predicted model, not a curated record
AUAGUCUUGCAUGCAAACUCAAACUCAUAAUACAACAAGCUUUGAUAUUAGUUUUCUCUUGCGCACUUUUUCUUCUUAAUAUUUAAAACCUAUAUAACCGUAUUUGGACCAAAUUUGGUCAAAUUUGGUCCAAAGAGGUUAUAAGGUUUUAAACAAACUUGAAAGAAACCUUAGAUAUCAAGUGUACUUGUGUGUUGCUCGGCUUCAUUUUAUCUGCAAGGAAAACUCUAUCAUAUUAAGAAGGCAUGGAUAAGGUUAAAAGGUUGGUUGCCGAGAGGAGUGUGGUCAUCUUCAGCAAAAGCUCAUGCUGCCUAUCAUAUGCAGUUAACAUUCUAUUUGGGGAACUUGGAGUCAAUCCUCUCGUAUAUGAGAUUGACCAAGACCCUGAUUACAGGGAAAUAGAGAAAGCUCUCAUGAGGCUAGGAUGCAAUGCACCAGUACCAGCCGUAUUCAUCGGCGGAAAGCUGGUCGGAUCCACAAAUGAAAUCAUGUCACACCACCUAAGCGGUGAUCUGACCAAAAUGCUGGUGCAAAGCCAUGCUUUGAAUAAAUACUAAAUCUAAUCAAAUUAUUGACUAUUCUGUUGGAGAAGGAAAACAAUAAUAAUUGGCUCAAGUUUAUAAUGAAUAGUUAUGUUAUGUCUUAUGUCUCAAGAAUUAUGUAGCAAUUGUUUAGCUGUGUAGUAUGUAAUACCUUUGUUAUUGAUAAUGAAGUCAGCUCCUAUUUUAUUGUGUUUA